Messenger RNA from Thamnophis elegans (Western terrestrial garter snake), 1272 nucleotides. RefSeq names its product mono-ADP ribosylhydrolase 1 (gene MACROD1). NCBI's taxonomy places the organism in Eukaryota, Metazoa, Chordata, Lepidosauria, Squamata, Natricidae. The transcript is spliced from 10 exons. The record is from RefSeq and is a predicted model, not a curated record. Gene Ontology annotation, biological process: DNA damage response; peptidyl-glutamate ADP-deribosylation; purine nucleoside metabolic process. Gene Ontology annotation, molecular function: ADP-ribosylglutamate-[protein] hydrolase activity. Gene Ontology annotation, cellular component: nucleoplasm. Bases 173 to 1141 code for a protein of 322 amino acids.
CGGAGGCUGGGCUUCGUGCGUUGAGCCGCAGCAGCAGCUGCUGUUUUGUUGCAACUCGCUUGGCUCCGCUGCUCGCCCGAGGAGGACCAGGUGUUUGAUAUAUAUAAGGGAGAAAAAUCCCUUUGCCCUUUCCUGGGACCAACCAGAGCGGCCCGCUGGAGCCUUUGCAACCAUGCCAGGCGCUUUUCUGCCCCUCCAGCAGCAGAGGUGGCUUGGCAGUCUAGGGAGGCUGUGGAGGGAGUGGGGCGGUGGCCCCAUCGCGGGUGGAGGGAGGCAAGGGGACGGGGCCAGGCUCCCCUCCUUUGGCACAGCUGUCAGCCGGUGGGUGUUUGCACAGGGCAUCCGGAGCUGGGCUGUAGCUGCCCCCUUGGCCAUGGCUGCUAAGGUGGAUUUGACCACGUCCACUGACUGGAAGGAGGCUAAAUCAUUUCUGAAAGGACUGAAUAACAAGCAGCGGCGUGCACAUUACUUCACCAAAGAUUUCGUCAAACUGAAGCAGAUCCCAACAUGGAAAGAAAUGGCCAAAGGCACUCGGAUCCAGCAACCCGAAGAAACCAAUUACCCCAAGGAUAAUAAUCUGAACGGGAAAAUCUCCCUCUUCCGAGGAGACAUCACCAAGCUAGAGGUUGAUGCAAUUGUCAAUGCUGCUAACAGUUCCCUGUUGGGAGGAGGCGGCGUGGACGGAUGCAUCCACCGCGCGGCGGGACCUUUGCUGAAAGAGGAAUGCCGGAGCCUGAACGGUUGCGAGACCGGGAAAGCAAAGAUCUCCUGUGGGUACCGUCUCCCAGCUAGAUUUGUGAUUCACACCGUGGGGCCCAUCGCCCAGGGGGAGCCCAGUUCCUCCCAGCAGACCCAACUCGCAGACUGCUACAAGAACAGCUUGAAACUUGCACUGGAGAACAAGUUGCAGACAGUGGCCUUUCCCUGUGUUUCCACUGGGGUCUUUGGCUACCCCAAUGACGCUGCUGCGGAGGCUGUUCUCAACACGUUACGCAAUUGGCUAGAAGACAACAAGGACAAGGUUGAGCGCCUUAUCAUCUGUGUUUUCCUGGAAAAGGACGAUGAAAUUUAUAAGGAGAAACUGCCGAAGUUUUUUCCCAUCGCAGAUCCCUGUGAGGAAACUCCGUCCUCAAAGCUCUGAAGUGGCUUCCUUGCAAAUCCCGCUGGAGACGCCAGAUCUUUUCCAAGGGGAAAGCUAGAAGAAAACACCCACCCUUCUUCCCCAGGCGCCGUUGGCCGCAAUUCCAGAAUAAAAAUGGCAAAGACAAUCCA